CGACAAACACAGCACUGUUCGUGAAUGCAAUGAAUGACAACACAGUGACUGUGAAUGCAUUGAAUACAUGAACGCAAUCACAAUCAGUGGUUGUAUUGGCGAUCAGUGAUCACUGAAUCAGUCACUCAAUCACCACUCAAUCGGACAAUCAUUUACUCCCAACUCAUCCAUCCAUUGAUCGCUUACAUGAAUGUCUACUUAAUUACCAAUUGAUACCAAUAUUAGUGUCAUUUGAAUGGUUUGACAAAUGGAUACCGAAUUAAUACGAGUGAAGGCCGCCUUCAAUGGGCAAAUUAUGGUCAUAUAUAUCAAAGACGAUAUAUAUCUCAACGACUUGUGUAACGAAAUGCGAGACAUUUGUCGGUUUGGUUCCCAACAGAGUUUUACUAUGAAAUGGGUUGACGAAGAA
Molecule: messenger RNA, 409 nt
Organism: Oppiella nova
Lineage: Eukaryota; Metazoa; Arthropoda; Arachnida; Sarcoptiformes; Oppiidae
Source: the annotation of a GenBank genome assembly